CCAACAUCACUCCCUUCUCUCUCUGUUGCAUUCAUCCCUCCAUUCCAUUCCACCACCCACCACCCCUCUCUCUCUCUCUCUCUCAGUUUUGUUAAUUUUUUGCCAUGGCUCCGACGACCCUUCCUCCCGGAUUCCGGUUUCACCCCACCGACGAAGAACUCGUGGGUUAUUACCUUGCCCACAAAAUCCACGGUCAAAAGAUCGAACUGGAAAUCAUUCCGGAAGUGGAUCUCUACAAGUGCGAACCGUGGGACUUACCAGAUAAGUCACUGUUGCCGAGUAAGGAUUUGGAGUGGUAUUUCUAUAGUCCCCGUGAUCGGAAAUAUCCCAAUGGGUCGAGGACCAAUCGUGCAACGCGGGCUGGGUAUUGGAAGGCGACAGGUAAAGACCGGAAGGUGCAUGCCCUUGGGCAUGCCCUCGGCAUGAAGAAGACUUUGGUCUAUUACAGAGGACGGGCUCCCAAUGGGCAGCGAACUAACUGGGUUAUGCACGAGUAUCGCCUAGUCGACAAUGACGAUUGCGAAACUCCAUGGAAAUCACAGGACAUGUGCGCUCUAUGCCGUGUAUUCAAGAAGAGUGGGUGCGGCCCAAAGAUAGGAGAGCAUUUCGGGGCUCAAGAUUAUGGUUCGUGUAGCGUGGUUGAGGAUUGGAUUGUUGAGCACAACAUAGAAGAAGAGUUAAGUGAGAAACAGGAUUCCAGAUUCCCCUCAGACACUUCAUCCUCGGAGAUCAUUGGGGCCUCAAGCAUCGAUGUUCGAGAAUCUCGAUGGCCUCAAUUCUCCAUGGAUGAAGUGACCAGUCUUGAGAAUCCUUCUCCUAAUAUCAUCAAGGAUAAUGCGGCUACUCAGUUUCCAAAUGAUGCCAACUACCCACCGCUGGAGGUACACGACUUCCCCCAAAUGGAUCCUCUGUACUUGAAAUUUUCCAAGCGUGAAGGGAUGGAAGAGUUCAUUAAAGCUGAAAAAUGCAGUGCUCAUAACACAACUAGUGAAGGGGACAUCCUGGAAGAGAUUUGGCACUUGGCUCGAGCCUCUCAAGAUGAUUUUCCUUUGAUCUUGAACUCAUGGAAUAGAAUUCAUGCUAAUCCGGAAUCGUUAUCACCAUGAGUAAGCGAGGAAGAAUUGAAUUUUCUGCUAGGCAUUACCAUAAGGUUAUGGACUGA
This is a messenger RNA of Amborella trichopoda, 1162 nucleotides long. Its product is annotated as NAC domain-containing protein 54. Lineage: Eukaryota; Viridiplantae; Streptophyta; Magnoliopsida; Amborellales; Amborellaceae. Gene Ontology annotation, biological process: regulation of DNA-templated transcription. Gene Ontology annotation, molecular function: DNA binding. The record is from RefSeq and is a predicted model, not a curated record.